This is a messenger RNA of Anthostomella pinea, 264 nucleotides long. The record is from the annotation of a GenBank genome assembly. NCBI's taxonomy places the organism in Eukaryota, Fungi, Ascomycota, Sordariomycetes, Xylariales, Xylariaceae.
AUGUCACCAACCGAGCCCAUGGACACCGGCAUAUCGACGGUCCACGCUGCCGUCGUGGAGACCCUGACGAGAGCGGCGGCCAUGAUCGCGAACGUUCGCGUGUUUGGCGGAAGACGCACACCCAUCAACUCAACAACAGUCGCUUACGCGAGCAGCGGCAAACGAACGAUGCAGCGAAAUAUAACGAUACGGCAGAAUGUGGUGGCCGGUGCGAGCAGCAUCAACCAGACUAGCGACUUGGGAACAGGACCACCGCUGGAGUGA